GCCCGCUCGGGAUGGCGGCGGCGCUGCCGCGGGCUCUGUUCCGCCUGUGCUCCCGGCGCCGCCCCGUCCUGCCCCGGCCCGCCUGGACAGGGGGACACCGGGGACACCGCGGGGACAGCGGCCCCGGCAGUGCGGGGGCGGUGCGGCCGCGCUGGGCACGGCCGGCCGGCGCUGCUCUGGCUUUCCUGGGAGGGCUCUCCCUCUUCCCGCGGGACGAYGAGGAGGACGGCGAGGAUGCCAUCAUCCUGCUGCUGAAGCGAGCCAAGCUCAGCGCCAUCAAGGGCGAGCUGGCCGAGGCCGAGCGGCUCCUGCACCAGGCCCUGCGGCGGGCRCACCAGGACCACAACACGCAGGCCAUCAUCUACACCUACAGCAUGAUGGGGAACGUGGCCUUGAUGCAGGGACAGCUGGACAAUGCAGAAAAGCUCUACAAAGCAACUAUGAGCUAUAUGCUCGCAGGGGACACAAAGGAGGAUGACAACGCCAUCCUUGAGAUGUCCCUCAAGCUGGCCGGYAUCUACGCUGCUCAAAAACAGCACAAAUUAGCCGUAGCUGGCUACCAGUUCUGCRUCCUGACCUUAGAGGAGAAGAUUGCCAAGCAGAAGGACUUGUCUGAGGAUGUCUUAUCAGAUGAAGAAAAGGCCAACACCCAGCUCCUGCUUGGGAUGAGCCUGGACUCCUAUGCCCGAUACCUCCUGACCAUCAACGAGCUCCCAGCAGCCCAGAAAAUGUAUGAGAAGGCUUUGCAGAUAUCAAAUGAGGUUCAGGGAGAGACUCAYCCACAGACUGCUCCACAGCUUCCCUUUUCUCUCCUGGUGCAGAGUGUGGUGCUGAUGAAUGAUCUGGCGACGGUGCUGGAUGCUCAGGGACACUAUGAGGAGGCACACACCUAUGUCAGGAAGGCAGCAAAGCUGGCAAAGGACACUCAGCACCCUGAGGAGCACAUGGUGCUCAGUAACCUGGCAGCAAUCCUGAUGCACAAAGAAGACUUCCUGCAAGCAAAACAAGUGUACAAAGAAGCUCUCAAGCAGGCACAGCAGAARGGAGAUGCUGCUUCUGUCCAGCAUAUCCAGGAGGAACUAGCUGAGCUGGCCAAGAGGAGAAAAGGCUCCAAAUAAGUUUGGCCAUGGAGUCCAACCUUGAGGUGGCUGAAGGCAGCAAGGGUUGGUCAGCUCAGGGAGCCUGGGACCAGCUUGGUGCAGGUCUCCAAACAGCCAUGAGGAGUUUCAGGACUGCUUAAGAGGAAGGGCUGCUACUGCUUAACAGCCCAAAAUAAAGGUGUGAAAUCUUAAUGGUGUGAAUUUGUGGUGUAGUCUGUGGUUUGACAGACCUACUGUGCUAAGUGAUUUAAUUCUGGCUGCCUAAGUGCAAGUUUGGCRUUAAUACCUUUGGGUUAGUCAAGGAGUAUUUGCUACUCCUACCUACUUCACAGAAGUGUUCAGUUUCAAAACAUGGCUGUCCUAGAGCAAGUCAUAAAAAGGAAGGGACAGGAAUUGUCUCACUCUUUACAAGCUGAGCAGCACAAGAGGGGGCUACACUUUGAUCAGUUCAGUGUGUUUAAACUUCAGUGGAGCAUUUCCCAGGCUGUACCUGCACUUCAACAGAGCUGUAGCUCCCUGUCCAACAGGUUGCCUGAAGAUCGACUGAAUUUCUUCAUUUAGCAUCCAAAGAUAGAACUUGUCCUCUCAGAGGAGGGGUGAAGCUGUUACCACAACAGAGCUGUUGUCAGAAAUAAAACUCUUGGCUCCAGUGGAAAGCACAUGGGAUGCCAAAGGUGUUCUAUCUUGGAUAGGUCAGUGCUAGAAUGGUGAAGCUUCCUUUUGGAAARGAUGGUGUGUACAAACCCAGCUUUGUGCCUUCAUGUGAAUCAAGUAUGAACAGCUGCUUUAGACAACAGGAUUUCUCAGUUCUGCCCUGCCAGAAAGAGGAGAAUUAAUCUGAAAUUUAAUCUGAUGUUAAAGAAAGAGGAGAAUUAAACCAGAAAUUACCAAAUCCAUGUU
Malurus melanocephalus (red-backed fairy wren) is the source of this 2000-nucleotide messenger RNA. RefSeq names its product tetratricopeptide repeat domain 19 (gene TTC19). Gene Ontology annotation, biological process: mitochondrial respiratory chain complex III assembly. Gene Ontology annotation, molecular function: protein binding. Lineage: Eukaryota; Metazoa; Chordata; Aves; Passeriformes; Maluridae. The coding region runs from base 12 to 1118 and encodes 368 amino acids. Gene Ontology annotation, cellular component: mitochondrial inner membrane. The transcript has 10 exons. The record is from RefSeq and is a predicted model, not a curated record.